Messenger RNA from Aspergillus costaricaensis CBS 115574, 647 nucleotides. RefSeq names its product putative small nuclear ribonucleoprotein SmG. NCBI's taxonomy places the organism in Eukaryota, Fungi, Ascomycota, Eurotiomycetes, Eurotiales, Aspergillaceae. The record is from RefSeq and is a predicted model, not a curated record. The transcript has 5 exons. Gene Ontology annotation, cellular component: U2-type prespliceosome; P granule; precatalytic spliceosome. Gene Ontology annotation, molecular function: RNA binding. The coding region runs from base 45 to 281 and encodes 78 amino acids. Gene Ontology annotation, biological process: spliceosomal snRNP assembly; mRNA splicing, via spliceosome.
GCCGUUACGAUAGGACAGUUAGACCCCAGAACACACCAUUCAAGAUGCCUCAAGCCCAACCCGAGUUGAAGAAGUACAUGGAAAAGCGGGUAUUCUGCCAACUGAACGGCAACCGCAAAGUCAUUGGUAUCCUGCGAGGCUAUGAUGUGUUCAUGAACAUCGUCCUUGAUGAGGCUUUCGAGGAAAAGCAGGGUGGAGAGAAGGUCGCUAUCGGAAUGAUUGUCAUUCGCGGUAACUCGGUUGUUAUGCUCGAGGCCUUGGAACGUAUCAGCGACAAAUAAAGUGCUGCGGGUGGACGGGGAAAGUCAACAUGUCUUUUUAUACCUUCACUGUGGGAAAUGAUUUAAUUGCAAAGGAGUUCACGGGUUGGUUGCUCACGGAAUGAUCGAUGGCAUCUCGCUUUCAAAAGGAAACAGAAAAGAAAGAAAUCUUCAUUUCAAACAAGUUACGAGAAACACUUUACGCACAGAGAGAUCUGGAAUAUACCAGAUUACGGCAUCCUUGCUUAAGAGGGAGAUGGGUGCAUUGUCCCAACGCAAUGAUCCAUGACAGCUAGUCAGUUAUGGUCUAUCAUUUUUUCUCGGCAAACCAAUGCCCAACCUAUCCCACCGGCAAUAAUCAAAUGGGCCUCUGGAACUAGAUAAUAC